GGAGGCCGAGGAGGAGGUCAGCAGCGUGAUCCGUAGCGCGAGGUCGAAGCUGCAGAUGCUGAAGUCACAGCUGGGGGAGGAGGUGGCGAAGCACGCGGGCAAGAAGGAGGAGGCGGAGGUGGAGUGUGGGAGGCUGCUGGAGUUGGUGAGAGAAUCGGAGGACGAGAAGAUGAGGAUGGAGCUGGAGCUCAAGAACGUGGAGGAGCGAGCAAUGAAGGGGCUGAUAGCUCGCGAGACUAUAAUCAAGAUCGCCACUGCUGGACGUGACAAGGCCGCAAAGAUCCAGGCGGAUUUGACGGCAGCCCAGCAGGAGCUGGAGGAGGCGCGGAGCUUCCUGGAGCGAUGCCGCGGGGCUCUAGAGCAGGCGGAGGAGCGGGCGAGCAACAUCACUCAGCACCAGGUGGAGCAGCUAGAGGUGGCGUCGCAGCUGCAGCUGCAGCAGGAGAGGGAGAGGAGGAGGGAGGAAGCGGUGCUGCAGGAGACGAGAAGGGCAGGGAUGCGAGACGUGCAGGCGGUGACGCGGUCGUGGGAGGAGGCCGUGAGCAGGCUGGAGGAGGUGAAGAAGGAGGAGGAGGCGAGGGAGGAGGACAGGAGGAGGUACGAGCAGUGCAAGUCUGAGAUGCGAAGCUUCGGGGAUGAGAUGGAGAGGAUGGAGGGGAGGAAGCAGCAGGCGGGGGAGAGGUGGAGCCAGCUGCUAGUCCAACAGAUGAACCACUCGGGGAUCGAGCGAGCGGCGAUGGCGAGGAGGCAGGAGGAGGAGGAGGAGGAGGAGGAGGUGGUGGUGGUGGUGGUGGAGGAGGAGGAGGUGGUGUCGGUGGUAGAGGAAGCGAACGCAGUGAAGCAAAACUUUGCGAUCGUGCUCGACGACUUUGAUAAGACCAUGGAGCUGCAGGAGAAAGCUGAGAAACAGUGGCUCUUCAUGUACGAGGAGCACGUGGCGGAGGAGAGGCGCAAGGAGCAGGAGCUGGAGGCUGUGCUACAGAGGAGGAGGAGGUCGAUCCUGCAGGAGCAGGAGGAGAUGGACGGAGAGCUGCAGGCAGCGGCGCUGGUGGUGGAGGAGGAGGCGAGGAAGCUGUGGUUCGAGUCGAGAGCUGCGGACCUGAGGAUGUUCGAGUCUGCGGAAGAGCAGAGCAGGCAGAUAGCGACGCUGAGAGAGGAGGUGAGGGAGGGACUGAGGGAGGGAGGGGAGAGGGAGGGAGGGAGAGGGAGGGAGGGAGGGAGGUAG
Molecule: messenger RNA, 1225 nt
Organism: Guillardia theta CCMP2712
Lineage: Eukaryota; Cryptophyceae; Pyrenomonadales; Geminigeraceae
Exons: 6
Source: RefSeq, a predicted model, not a curated record